AGAAAAACAGAGGGCGGGAGAGACUGAAAUGGUGUAAAGAACAUCGCAUCAUUCCAGCUGGCUGCGUCUGGAAUAGUGGCGCGUGGAGAAUGGGAUUGGGCUGCCUUGCCCAGGCAGGCACCGGAGCACCAGUGCCUUUUCAACGGAUGUUCACUCAAACCCCUUCUAGCAGCGAAGUCGUCUCCUCACAGUGCUUUCCCCACGGCUGGAGAUAACCUAAGGAAUACAAAGAUUUCGAAGGAAAUCCAGCUCCAUUCAUUCACCUGAGUGUUUCCACAGUUGCUGUUGAUGGGAGAACAUCAUUCCUCUCUGUGUUGACUGCACCAGGCCCCGAUCUCUGACAUGGUCACAUGACUGCGGCUCUUCAACAACAAGCCAAUCUUGCCUGCCUUUGGAUGAGCCUUUGACCACUUUCAAUUUUGACAUAAGACUGUUUUGUUUUGCCCUCAGGAACAUAGACUCAAGCAUAUGCAUAUACCUUCCUACACAAACGCAGGCACACCUACUCACUUCAUUGCACACAUGCUACUGACUUGCCAUGAAUCUGACAGUGAAGUUGAGGCGAAACCUGCGGCGGCUAGUGAUCUUGUUGGCCACCUUUUGUGUGGUCAGUGUGCUGGUGUCAGCAUAUUACCUGUAUGCCGGGUCCACCCAGGAGCUGGAGCUGACAGAUGGAGCCUCCGGACCCGACUGUUCAGAUACACAAGCUCUGCCCUACCGCCAGGCCGAGCCGCGGACACCUAGGCCCAUUGACACCACCCGCAAGGACGCGGUAGUGCUGGUGUUUAUUGAGAGUCAGUACUCCCAGUUGGGACAGGACAUCAUCGCCAUCCUCGAGUCCAACCAGUUUCAGUACCAUUCUGAGAUUGCCCCCGGUAAAGGGGAUAUUCCCCCACUCACUCACAAGGGUCGCGGACGCUAUGCGCUCAUUAUAUACGAGAACUUGCUCAAGUACACAAACAUGGACGCCUGGAACAGAGAUCUGCUCGACAAGUACUGUGCUGAAUUUAGUGUGGGCGUCAUUGGGUUCCAUCGGGCAAGUGAGAACUCUCCAGCAGUCCUACGCCUGCGCAGCUUUCCUGUGAUCAUGCACACUAACAUAGGACUGCAGGACUGCUGUGUCAACCCACGAUCACCCCUACUGUACAUCACCAAAGCUGAGUUAGACCGUGGCCUGUUGCCGGGAGAUGACUGGACCAUCUUCCUGUCCAACCAUUCUACUUAUGAGCCCGUGCUUCUGGCUAAGCCGCACCUAGCAAAGCGUGGCAGCCUCCAGGAGCCCCUGGCCUCCACCCCUCUGCUUGCCACGGUAGUUCAGGACCUAGGGCUGUUUGAUGGUGUCCAGCGCGUGCUGUUUGGCCACGGACUGAGUUACUGGCUCCAUCGCCUGAUCUUCGUGGACGCCAUCUCUUAUCUCACCGGCCGCAAACUUUCUCGCUCUCUAGAGCGCUACAUCCUGGUGGACAUUGAUGAUAUCUUCGUGGGGAAGAAGGGAACGAGAAUGAAUGUCAAUGAUGUGAAGGCUCUGCUAGAAACCCAGCAACUUCUGCGCUCUCAGAUAUCUAACUUCACAUUUAAUCUUGGUUUCUCUGGAAAAUUCUUCCACACAGGUACUGGCGAGGAGGAUGCUGGUGAUGACCUGCUGUUGAAGUAUGUGGAUGAGUUCUGGUGGUUUCCUCACAUGUGGAGCCACAUGCAGCCGCAUCUAUUCCACAACCAGUCCUCUCUACUGGAGCAGAUGAUCCUCAACAAGGAAUUUGCUUUGGAUCAUGGCAUUCCCACAGAUAUGGGCUAUGCUGUGGCCCCCCACCACUCUGGGGUGUACCCAGUACAUAUACAGCUUUACGAGUCGUGGAAGAAGGCCUGGGGCAUUAGAGUGACCAGCACUGAGGAGUACCCCCACCUGAAACCAGCACGCCACCGCAAGGGCUUCGUCCACAACAACAUCAUGGUGCUUCCCCGCCAGACAUGUGGCUUGUUCACACAUACCAUCUUCUAUAAGGAGUAUCCCGGGGGGCCCAAGGAGCUGGACCAGAGCAUCCAAGGAGGGGAGCUCUUCCUCACGGUCCUGCUAAACCCAAUCAGCAUCUUCAUGACUCACCUGUCAAACUAUGGGAAUGAUCGUCUGGGCCUGUACACGUUCGCCAACCUGGCCACCUUUCUCAGGUGCUGGACCAACUUGAGGCUCCACACGCUGCCGCCUCUGCAGCUUGCUCACAAGUACUUCCAGCUCUUUCCUGAGCAGAGGCAUCCACUCUGGCAGAAUCCUUGUGAUGACAAGAGGCAUAAAGACAUCUGGUCCAAGGAGAAGACUUGCGACAGAUUGCCAAAGUUCCUGGUCAUCGGGCCACAGAAGACAGGAACUACAGCGUUGUACCUCUUCCUCAUAAUGCAUCCGUCCAUUUCCUCUAACUUCCCCUCUGCAAAAACGUUUGAGGAGGUUCAGUUCUUCAACACCCAUAACUACCACAAAGGGAUAGAUUGGUACAUGGAGUUCUUCCCUGUGCCAUCUAAUGCCACGACUGACUUCCUGUUUGAGAAGAGUGCAAACUACUUCCCCUCAGAGGAGUCGCCGAGGCGAGCUGCUGCCCUGCUGCCCAGGGCCAAGAUCAUCACCCUCCUCAUCAACCCCUCAGACAGGGCCUACUCCUGGUACCAGCACCAGCGGGCCCAUGAGGAUCGCACAGCUCUGCGCUACAGCUUCUACGAGGUGAUCUCAGCCGGACACGAGGCCCCCGCUGACCUGCGCUCCCUGCAGAACCGCUGCCUCCUGCCCGGCCUCUACGCCGUCCACAUGGAGCGAUGGCUCACACACUACCCAGCCAACCAGCUCCUGAUAAUUGAUGGGCAGCAAUUGAGGAACGACCCUGCAGCUGUCAUGGAUGAGUUACAGAAGUUCCUAGGUGUGUCUCCGCACUACAACUACUCACAGGCCCUCACGUUUGACCGCCAGAAGGGAUUCUGGUGCCAGCUGUUGGAAGGAGGGAGGACUAAAUGUCUUGGAAAGAGCAAAGGCAGGAAGUAUCCCCCCAUGGACAUAGAAUCUCGUGCAUUCCUGUCGCAUUACUACCGAGACCAUAAUGUGGAACUAUCCAAGCUGCUGCAUAGACUGGGUCAGCCUUUGCCCUCAUGGCUCAGAGAGGAGCUGCAGAAAGUCAGAUAACCUUAUACAUGGCAGACCAAGAGAAACGCCGGAAGAAGAGAAGAGAAAGAGUGAGACAGACCUUAGAUGGUAAAGCAGAGGAGAUGGAGAGCACCGAAUGGUUGCAGAGAGAUCCGUUAGGCCUUCAAUUCCAGCGUGCACCCUGCAGCAAACCCUGACAGGAGGCAGCAGGCUCCAGAGCAAAUGGAGUGGAGCGAAGCAGGGCACGGAGAUGGAGGACAGGGGAAGAAGGAGAGGACAGCAGGGAACGACUGAUUAAGGGCAUGAUGGAUUGAGUGUGGAGGAACAAGGAGGCGAGGAGCCAGCUGGAACCAGCCCAGGGAUAAGACCAUGGGCCAGUGAUUUCAGUGCUGGAGACUAUUGGAGUCUAUUUGGUGACCAAUUUGCACUAUGUUUUAGUAUGUUUGAGUAUAUGUGAUCAUGUAUACACACAGAUGGAACAA
Molecule: messenger RNA, 3606 nt
Organism: Engraulis encrasicolus (European anchovy)
Lineage: Eukaryota; Metazoa; Chordata; Actinopteri; Clupeiformes; Engraulidae
Gene: ndst3
Product: N-deacetylase/N-sulfotransferase (heparan glucosaminyl) 3
Exons: 14
Coding region: 539-3163 (874 amino acids)
Cellular component (GO): Golgi apparatus
Molecular function (GO): heparan sulfate N-sulfotransferase activity; deacetylase activity
Source: RefSeq, a predicted model, not a curated record